AUGGCCCUGGAAGCCGGGGCAUCGACAGAGAGCUCCACGCCUACACCCAGGCUUGUGAAAGUCGAACCAGCCACCAAAGACGAGGUGGAGAACUUCAUCUCCGCCAACAAUCGAUGGAUUGAAGACAGCGCAGCUGUGGAGCUCCGGAACAUGCCGCCUGAGGACCAGCGACGAGUCAUCAACGGUGGCACGCUAGUGAGCUGCCGUGAUGCAGUUGGCGUGAUGAGGUCGCGGGUUCGGCAGGCCAAAGAAAAAGAAGCGAUUCUGUCGGGGGCUCACCUGGCUGAGAAUGCAAGCGCCUCGUCCGGACGGCUCUCAAGGCCUGCUAGCAAAGAUGAGGUCGAGGCUUUCAUCGCCUCAAAUCGGAGAUGGAUGACCCCAGAGUCAGAAGAGAUCCUGAAGUUGAUGAACCCGCAUGAUCAGAAGCGGGUCAUCUCCGCUGGGACUCUGUCUGGCUGUCGGGAUCCUGUUGCUGUGCUGCAGACCCGGGCAAAGAGGGCUAGAGAAAUGGAGAUUGAGUUCGAGCUGAUUGCCAGCGGCAAGAAGGUCGAGCCACCAAAGCCGGCGGCGGAAACAAUGCCGAUGCCAGUCUUCUCCGCGGAGGCGGCGCACGCCUUCAUCCAUGCAGCCCCACAGGAAGUGCGAUCAGAGAAUUCUCGUUUCGCACCGCCGCCGGAAACGGAUCCGGACAGCUUUGUCACGGAAGAGCUCGAAGGUCCGCUGACCUCAGAGGUUAAAGGCAUUGGCGGUGUCAUCGAGAUGUUGCGCGCCAAGUAUGGCUGCUCGAAAGGACAGCGAUUGCGGGUCAUAGGUGAGACACCCGCAUUGCUGCAGUUCGAGGGAGGCAAGACGGCGCCAAAGAACCACGAAGGAAUGGGGUGGAAAUGGAUCAUUGGAGAGAACACUGCGGCCUCCAAGCAGAAAGAUGAGGCGGCCCGACAGGCCGAAAUCGCCGCUGCCUUUAAGGCGCGGGAAGAGCGCUUGGCCCAGGAAGCGAUCCUGAAGGCAAAGGAAAAGGAGAGGAAGGCUGCGGAAAAGGCAGGAAAAGAACAACUUCCUGCAGUGGGAAUUCAAGCGACACAGCCCGAAAGUCAGACACAAGUCGAGGCGCACGCCUGCCAGGCGCCGAAGCUAGUAGCACCACAGGGCACCCAGGACUCCGGAACAGCAAAAAUGGAGGUGGAGACAGACUCCGUGAAAAAGCAAGAGGUAGUUGUCGAUAAGCAGGACAAAGUCAAGCAAAAGGACAAGGACAAGGAUGUUAAGAAGGCAGAUGGUGAGAAGAGCAAAGACAAGCUGAAAGAUAAGGAGAUUCAGUCAAAGAAGGAGUCUGAAAAAGACAAAGAGAAGACAAAAGACAAGAAAGUAAGCAAAACAGACUCCAAAGUGAAGGAGAAGGAUAAUGGCAAGGCCAAGGAGGCAGAGCAACGCAAGGAGAAGAAAGACAAAGACAACGGGAAGGUAAACGAGUCCAACAAGGACGCAGACAAGGAGAAAGACAAGAACGCCAAGGAGAAACAGAAGGACACCAGCAAAGCCAAAGACAAGUCGCGAUCAAGAUCGAGGCGGAGAGAGAAGUCGAGAUCGAGAUCAAGAUCGAAGGACAAGAAGAAAAAAGAAGGAUCACGAUCUAGGAAACGAAAAGAAAGAUCCAGGUCAAAGGACAAGAAGAAGCAGAAGGAGAAGGAGCGCAGCAAGGGCGAGGGUAAGGAGAAGAGGAGAAGGACCAGCAGCUCCAGUUCGGCCUCACGAGCCAGGAGAAAGGAGAAAGCACGCGCCAAAGAGAAAGAGAAGGAGAAAGAGAAAAGGCAGAAAAAAAGCAAGUCUGACGACAGCUCUGGCGCAAAGAGAAAAGACAAGGACCGGAGAAAAAGGCGGAAAAGCUCGUCAUCGUGA
Messenger RNA from Symbiodinium sp. CCMP2456, 1896 nucleotides. Lineage: Eukaryota; Dinophyceae; Suessiales; Symbiodiniaceae. The record is from the annotation of a GenBank genome assembly.